Messenger RNA from Symbiodinium sp. CCMP2456, 552 nucleotides. The record is from the annotation of a GenBank genome assembly. Lineage: Eukaryota; Dinophyceae; Suessiales; Symbiodiniaceae.
AUGCCUCCCCCUGCUCUCCUUCGGGGGCUCUCUGGUGAGGUUGAGGAGGUUUUUCAGCCGAAGCCCACGAGCUUCCGCGGUUUGGUGGGCGGCGCCUUGCAGAGGGUGAAGGGGAUCUUCCGCCGCAGCAGCAGCAGCAGUGCCACCACAGAAGACGAUGAAGAGGUCACAGUGGAAGCAAUCGGGGAAUGCGAGGAUGCGGCCGUGAACCCGGAGAGCCAGGCAGCCUCUUUGCAGGGCGAUUUUCGGAUGCUGCCGCCCAGUGCUUGGCAGAUGUUGCACGCACGCUUCUGCGAGCCAAAGAGCGAGCAGGAGACGUCUGAGUUCAGCACAGCUCCUACAGCUGCCGCCUCCGAGAUUCCUCAUAUUCCUCACGGGCAGGCUGCAGAUGGGGCUGGCCUGGAGAUAGACAUGCCCAUGGGCACUGAUUCUUGGCCUGUGGACGCCCGAUCUCCGGCUUCAACCGAAGCGGCACCGUCGCCGGAGAGCGACUGGUGGCUGGCCUUCUGCGUCGCAGUGCGGCAGAACCUUUGCUGCGCCCGCGUGCGUUGA